UUAUUAUAAAUAACUGGGACAAAUGCAUGAGCUGGUAAUAAAGAGAGAUGUGGAUCACUUUACAUAUAUGUCUGUACCUGUCCUUUAACUGCAUGUCUGUCGCUUCCGUGGUCAGUUCAAGCACUUGUCGGCUUCAGGGACACUUCAAGCUGAAUGGGAUGUAUCAGGACGGAGACCUUGUCAUUGGAGGCUUGUUUGAAGUUCACUUUCUCACAGUGUUUCCAGAGCUGAGCUUUAGAUCCGAGCCACAACCACCAUACUGUGAGAAAUUUGAUAUGGCAAGCUUUCAGCAGGCACUGACUAUGGUUUUUGCAUUAGAGGAAAUCAAUAAAAAUCCUCGUCUGCUGCCGAACAUCACCCUGGGUUAUUACAUUUAUGACAACUGUGUCAAGCUUGGAGUGUCAUUUCGUGCUGCCACAGCUUUGAUAAGUGGGACACAGGAGUCCUUCUCCAACCUUAACUGUACUGGACCACCACCAGUGAUAGGAAUUGUGGGGGAUCCAGGAUCCACUCACUCCAUUGCAAUUUCCAGUGUACUGGGCCUGUUUCGAGUGCCCAUGGUUAGCUACUUUGCCACCUGCUCCUGUUUGAGUGACAGGAAGAAAUAUCCCUCCUUCUUCAGAACUAUCCCCAGUGAUGCCUUUCAGGUUCGAGCUAUGGUUCAGAUCUUAACACAUUUUGGAUGGACCUGGGUUGGUCUUAUCUAUAGUGAUGAUGAUUAUGGCAUCUAUGCUGCUCAGUCCUUCUACCAAGAUGUGCAGCUGUUUGGAGGCUGUGUUGGCUUUUCUGAAAUUCUGCCCCGUGAUAACAAUCACAGAGAUAUUCAGCGCAUAGUAAAAGUGAUUCAGACCUCUACAGCUAAAGUUGUGGUGGUUUUCUCCACUGAAGCCUAUCUGUUACCUUUAAUGGAUGAAGUGGCAUUGCAAAAUGUGACAGGGAAGCAGUGGAUUGCAAGUGAAGCUUGGACCAGCUCUCCUGUAUUCCACACUCAGCGUCUUCUGCCCUUCCUGGGUGGCACACUGGGCAUCGCCAUCCGCCGUGGAGAAAUCCAGGGACUUCAUGAUUUUUUGUACUAUCUCCGUCCUGACAAUGAUCCAAAAAACAAUAUGGUGAGAAUAUUUUGGGAGAACAUGUUUGGGUGCAAGUUUGAGAUUGGAGACAAAGAAAAACUAUGUACAGGGCAAGAGGAUCUCAGCAACACAAACACAGCAUACACUGAUGUAUCAGAACUGAGGGCCUCAUAUAAUGUGUACAAAGCAGUUUAUGCCCUGGCACAUGCACUUCAUGAUCUGAUGCAGUGUCAGGAGGGGAGAGGACCAUUCAGUGACAACACCUGUGCGGACGUAACAAACCUGCAGCCCUGGCAGGUGGUUCAUUACCUACAGAAAGUAAACUUCACCACAGGUUUUGGGGACCAUGUGUCAUUUGAUAAGAAUGGAGAUGCUCUGGCCAUCUAUGAUGUGAUGAACUGGCACCGAGCUGAUGGGUCAAUAAAGGUCAGCAGAGUCGGUGUGGUGGUUGAAGGGGCCUCAGUAGGGAAGGUGCUCACACUGGAUGAAGAUGCAUUAUACUGGAACUUUGAGACAAGAAAACCUCCACGGUCUGUGUGUAGUGAGAGCUGCCCACCAGGGACCAGACGAGCCAGGAGGAAAGGCCUUCCUGUCUGCUGUUUUGACUGCCUGCCAUGUGCAGAUGGAGAGAUUUCUAAUACAACAGAUGCAAACGAGUGCACAUUGUGUCCAGAUGAGUUUUGGUCCAAUCCAGAAAAAAAUCACUGCAUCCCUAAAGAAGUGGAGUUUUUGUCCUAUGAGGAACCUCUGGGCAUCUCCCUGACCACUGCUUCUCUACUCGGCACCUGCUUCUGUGCUGUUGUCAUGAUCAUUUUUGCUCAUCACCGCAACACUCCUAUAGUGCGCGCCAAUAAUUCAGAACUCAGCUUCCUGUUGCUGCUGUCACUCAAACUUUGUUUCCUGUGUGUGCUGCUGUUUAUUGGCCGACCACAGUUGUGGACGUGUCAGUUAAGACAUGCUGUGUUUGGCAUUAGCUUUGUUUUGUGCGUCUCCAGCAUUCUGGUCAAGACUAUGGUGGUAAUAGCCGUGUUUAAGUCAUCUCGACCAGAGGGUAAAGGUGCUAUGAAAUGGUUUGGAGCAGCCCAACAAAGAGGUACCGUUUUGGUCCUAACUGCCCUCCAAGUGGCAAUAUGUGUUGUCUGGCUGUCAACUGCAUCUCCAACACCUCAUAAAAACAGUCAGUAUGUCAGCUCCAAAAUCGUUUAUGAAUGUGCUAUUGGUUCAGUGGCUGGAUUCGCUGUGCUGCUGGGCUACAUUGGGUUUCUGGCAGCUGUGAGCUUCAUGUUAGCUUUUUUGGCAAGGAAUCUUCCAGAUAGUUUUAAUGAAGCAAAGUUUAUUACUUUUAGUAUGUUGAUCUUUUGUGCUGUAUGGAUCACAUUUGUUCCAGCUUAUGUCAGCUCACCAGGGAAAUAUGCAGUGGCUGUGGAGAUUUUUGCCAUCUUGGCAUCCAGUUUUGGAUUACUGGUGGCCAUAUUUGCCCCAAAAUGCUACAUCAUCCUCUUACAUCCAGAGAGAAACACUAAAAAAGCUGUCAUGGGUCGAGAGAUGUCCAAGAAAUAA
Messenger RNA from Paramisgurnus dabryanus, 2630 nucleotides. RefSeq names its product extracellular calcium-sensing receptor-like. Gene Ontology annotation, molecular function: G protein-coupled receptor activity. NCBI's taxonomy places the organism in Eukaryota, Metazoa, Chordata, Actinopteri, Cypriniformes, Cobitidae. Gene Ontology annotation, cellular component: plasma membrane. Gene Ontology annotation, biological process: G protein-coupled receptor signaling pathway. The record is from RefSeq and is a predicted model, not a curated record.